Sorghum bicolor (sorghum) is the source of this 1247-nucleotide messenger RNA. RefSeq lists its product as uncharacterized. The coding region runs from base 203 to 1009 and encodes 268 amino acids. NCBI's taxonomy places the organism in Eukaryota, Viridiplantae, Streptophyta, Magnoliopsida, Poales, Poaceae. The transcript has 6 exons. The record is from RefSeq and is a predicted model, not a curated record.
GUCUUCGGAUCGGAGCCGGCCAAUCGGCACCUUAUUUUCUGCGCUUCCGAUCCUCAUCUUACCUUUCUCGUUAGACACGAGAGGCAGAGUCGCCCACAAGGCCACAACCCCGCGCCGCCGGCCCGUUCCCGCAAGCGACGAGAGCCAACCAGAAUCCGCUCCUGCCGCCGCCGCUCGCCAGGCCGGACGGCUAGCUGCUCACAUGACUGCCCCUCCGCCACCUGUUCGUGUUACUUGCGAUGGCAUUGGUACAGUGCCCAAACUGCAACCCCAGCAGGAAUCAGGAUCGGAAUCUGAUUUUGAAUUGGACAGUCCUCCUCAUCUCACCAAACUAGAGUAUCAAGAAUUGGACACUACUCCUGAAUCUCCGUCCCGUGAUACAUCACCACAAUCGCCACCACCAUUGAUUGACAGAGGACCUCCAGUGUUGCCAACUUUUGGUUCUGAUAUUGAGGAAUGGCAUUCACCAUAUGACCAAGAGGAUCCAUACUUCGAAUCUUUGAUGGACAACUUCCUCAGUGCAUCCGGAGAUGUUUGCAAAUCUAUGUUACCAGCAAAGAACACUAUAUAUAAAGAGAGAAGUCAUCAACAACAAUCUAUUGAUUAUGCAGUGAGUGCCCUAAAACAUUACAACAACAAUGAGAAUAACAAGGUUAAAUAUGAGUUAAUUGAUGCUAUCACAAGCGGUGGAAUGAUAGAUAUGAAUGACGGCUAUGGUCAUGUGAAUUUUACAGCAAAAGCAAAUCAGGAAAAUUCAAAAGAGGAGCUUUUCUUUGCUGAGUUACGAUUCCACGACAAUAAUACCUAUAUAGCAACCUGUGUGCUUUCUCUGGAGGGGGAGAAAUCAGUUGGUGGACUUUGUGGGAGUAAAUAUGAUUAUAAUAAGGACGAUUGUUUUAUCGAUGCUAAGCAUUGCUAUGCUUGUGGGCGUGGAUUGAAACAUCCCAAGAACGGUGCAUUAUAUGAGGGUGGUCAUGUUGCUUGCAGCGAUUACUAUCAUGGAUGCUAGGUUGUCACAUGAUGAAUUCCUUGCCAUUACAAUAAGCACCCAAAGGACAAGCAUAAAGUAUAUGUAAAAUAUAUAUGAUUUUGGUUACAUGGUCUGGGGAGUGAAGCACCUAGACAAUCACUCGUUUGUCUAUCAGAGCUACCUCUAGCUAAUUUACGAGUAAUGUCGCAUGAUUCUUGAUAGUGUUCUUUGUACUGCUGUGUUUAUGGAUAUAUUGAUGCUACUUGCUUGCCAAGUA